Condylostylus longicornis is the source of this 1766-nucleotide messenger RNA. RefSeq names its product coiled-coil domain-containing protein 149. The coding region runs from base 143 to 1630 and encodes 495 amino acids. The transcript is spliced from 7 exons. The record is from RefSeq and is a predicted model, not a curated record. NCBI's taxonomy places the organism in Eukaryota, Metazoa, Arthropoda, Insecta, Diptera, Dolichopodidae.
UCUCAUAAUUUUCAAUGUUAUUUGGAAUAAUAGUGAUGUGGAUAAUUUUGUAAAUUUUUUCUUUUCUUUGCAAAAUCAAGAAAAAAAAUGGACAAACCAUUCAAUAUUGUAAUGUUUUUCUAAAUAUCAAAACAUUUAUAAAAUGUAUCGUGGAAAUCCCAGAGAACAUCUAGAAUUGGUAGGAGAUCAAUAUAACAUUGAGGCAUCAGCCUUACACAGAAAAUUGCAAAGCAAGAAUGAAGCUGUUAAAAUCAUGCGACAAGAAUUAGAAAGGUUUCGAACAGAAAGAGAUCAAUUUAAAUUAAUGGCGGAGACAUUACAACUUCGUUUUACAGCCAUUAGAAGAAAUACUGAUUAUAGUAAUGUCGGCUUCAAUGGUAAUGAAGUCGCUACUUUGUUAAAUGAAACUCGUGAAAAAAAUAUAAAAUUAACCACCGAAAAUGAGGCAUUAAAACAAAAGUUGGUAGAAGUACAGGGAGAUCUCAAGGUUUUAAGACAAAAAGGAAAUACAGAUACUAAAUCUAUAACAAGUACAGAUAAUUCAAGUCAAGAUAAACUUUCAAUAGAUGGGAAAGAUGAACAAGACUGGAAAAUAGAAAGAAUUAAUAUGAUCGCUCAUUUAGAAAAUAUUAAAAGAAAGAACGCCCAAUUAACCUACGAUUUAAAAGUUUUGACUGACGAAAAAGAAGAAAUUGUUUCAGAGAGAGAUGCAUACAAAUGCAAAAGCCAUCGUUUGAAUCACGAACUUCUAACCGCUUUAAAAGUGAAUGAUAGUCACCCAAAUACUGUUGACCUAGACGCUUUGAUUUUAGAAAAUAAGUACCUGCAAGAAAUGUUAAAACAUUGUGAAUGGGAAAUGGAAUUCGCACAAAAAACGGCUAAUAAAUAUAAAAGCAUGCUUGAUACAAAAAGAAAAAAGGGAAUUAUUAAAUUAGGAACUAACAACAUUGAUAGCAUAAUUUCUCAUAACCAAGUGAAACAUUUACUUGAAUGCGAAUCAGACUUACCAUCAAGAGCGGAAACUAUAGCUGAUCUUAAAAGACUUUGUUUAGCUUUAUUGGAUAACCUAAAUGAUAAAACUUUAGCUCUUACACAUCAAAAAAAAACAAACAAAAUAUUAGCUUCCAAAAUAUCCGAGUUAGAACAAAGAAUUCAAUUGAUUUUACAUAAUGGGCAAAAAGACGAAAAUGCACCAACGAAUUUUUCACCAUCGCAGAUUCUCUUAAAUGAGUAUAGUUUUUCAAAUAUAGAUACGGAACCUACACCAAAGUCACCCCAUAAUAUUACUGAAGAUUCUGGAACUAUGUCUUCUGAAUCCCACGACCAAAUAUCAGAAGAUGGUAAUGAUGAAAAUGAGGAAUCUCUAUCCACAAACUCAAACAAUAGUAGUAUCAUAUCGUCAGAAUAUGAAAAUCCUAGUAACUUAAGUGAAAUCAUAGCUUCUCGUAAAAAUAAAUCCUCUAGUGUAGAAGCAGAUAGCUUAUCAACUGUUCCGAACAGUAUAAUAAAAGAAAGACUAGAAGAUUUAAAAGAUUUUCCUCCAGAAUUAGCUGCUAUUGUUAAAAAUGCUUUGGAUGCAUUAGAUGCCAAAGAUAUUCAAGAAACUGAGGAAAAUGUUUUACAAUCAUAAAACAAAGAAAAAGUUGAAUAUAAAUUGGAAACUAAUAGUAAAAUUUAUUAAUUAAUUUAGUAUGUUAUAUACAUAUACGAUAGAAGCAUAACUAACUAAUAUAUAUUAUGCGACUUUAUAAAAUACUUAUCAAUUA